Gadus chalcogrammus (walleye pollock) is the source of this 7280-nucleotide messenger RNA. Its product is annotated as zinc finger protein 654-like. NCBI's taxonomy places the organism in Eukaryota, Metazoa, Chordata, Actinopteri, Gadiformes, Gadidae. Bases 550 to 4788 code for a protein of 1412 amino acids. Gene Ontology annotation, molecular function: DNA-binding transcription factor activity, RNA polymerase II-specific; DNA binding. The transcript is spliced from 11 exons. The record is from RefSeq and is a predicted model, not a curated record. Gene Ontology annotation, biological process: regulation of transcription by RNA polymerase II. Gene Ontology annotation, cellular component: nucleus.
UGAGGGGAAGUGGAACUACUAAUGAACCGCAGCAAAUAUGGUAUGGUAUGGUAUGGUGGCUUACUGCCGCAAAGUUACAAUUACAUUUAGGGCACAAGUUUUCGAAUUGAUGUCUUAGAAAAAAUCGCCAAGUGUUUCAGUUGUAUCUCUAGUCAAACCUAAAGCUAGGUCUGCGAUGUAAAACAACUCUACAUUCUAAAUUAGAUUAUAUAAUUAUUUUAAAUCAUAUAAUAUCACCUGGUUAGAGAUGUCUGAAGGAAAUUGGAUUAUAUGUUGCAGGGUUCAAUGCAACCCUGCAACGUAGGGACUAUUGCUUUCUUGCAGUAGUAUGUCUUUCUGCUUGAUGCAUCAUCACCCCCAUUCAAACGAAUUGGUUCAAUCGACGUAAUGUGGCAGAUAUUAGGCACAUUCCAUUUCCGUGUAGCCUACCACAAACAUGAAGCAAAUAUACAUGCAUUCCCAAGGCCUACAUAGUAUAAUAUACGACACAAUUCUGACAGAUCAAAUGACAGAAUAAUCUCUAAAAGAAAAAUAAGGCAAUUUGACUUUAUGGCCUUUGUAGGUAAUCGUUCCAUGCACAGGUUGCCAGGUUGGGACAUUGCACCCAAGGAAAGGAUAGCCACUGCCAGACCUGGCAACAUUGACUAUGCGCUGGUUAGUGUAAGAAGUAUGGCGGACAUAGAAAGCGAAAGGCUAGAAUUGGCUCUGGAGAAUUUGUUUGUGAGACACUGCAGUGGGAAAUCUGCUCCGAAAAGCAAAGAAUAUUGCGGUGAAUUUUGUAAGUUGGUGGAAGAGCAUACCGGAAGAUGGCAGGUACCUCUUCCACAACUGAAAGUACUACGGUCUGCGCUCUGCAGUUUCACUACUGCAGCCGCUGUUUUUCCAGCCGAAUGUCAGCACAUCCAUUACACCCUGAGCAGCCUGGCCGUGAGCUUUUUUGAGCUAAUGCUUUUCUUCAGCAAAGAAGAGUUUUCGGAAUACCCUUUAAAAGACAUCAUCGAUUCCUUUCAGGCAUGCCAUUCACGGUUGUUGCAACAUAACAACACCUACAUGCAACAAGUGAAGCAGGUCAUCAAAGUUGGGGGACCCUGGGAAAGUCUAGUGCUUCAGGAUAUUCUGCAAGAGGCUUCUGUUCAACAAGCCGAUGUUGAGGAGUACUUCAGCUCGGAGGUCCCUCUGUUCCUGGAAUUACGUGUGCGCUACUUGCAGGCGUGUGAGCGUUUGCAGGAGGCCAUGGCCCUGGCCAAAAGCUGCAUGGAGAACAGCAAGGCUAGCAAACACCUGUACUUCCACCAGGCCUACCUCACCUGCCUCUACAAGGCCUCGCUACAUGAACACAUGCACAAGGAGAUGGCAGAGAUAGAUGGCCGUGAUGCGGUGGAGAUCAUCUGCAACACGGAGAGUGUCGAGGAGGAUGAGCUUCUGUUGUCCCUGUGCAAGGCCUUUCUAAAUCAGCAGCUGCAAAAUGGGGACAUGUACUACAUCUGGGACCUAGUCUUUUUAUGGAGCAGGCUGUUUCUCCGAGCCCAUCCGUCUGGACAGGGGUUCCUGGCGGAGUGCCAUCAUUUGGUGUCGACUGCUACCAACAUAAGAGCAAUAUUCCCCUUCAUCAAAGUAGUCCAUGCUGAGCUGGGCAGUGAAGGGGAACAGUUCUGCGUGGAGGUUUGUGCCAGGGGCUUGCAGAUGUGUGAUUUGCAAGCCCAUCCAGAGAUCCACUCCUUGCUGUGCAAGACCAUAGCCUUCCUCCUGCCCUAUGACCUGGAAGUGUGUCAAGCUUGCGCACUGCUGGUCUUCUGCCAGGAGCGCAGCCUGGAGGCCUACAAGACAGUGUGCCUACUCUACACACAACCAGAGCAGGAGCAGCACCCACACAACAACCCUGUCCCCACCAACAUUCGCUUUUACAUCCUCCAGGUGCUAAAGGAGCGCCUUUGCUUUGAUCCUGAGUUCUGGAACCUGUUGACACUCAGGACUUAUUGUCUGGAGCUGAUCAGUGACCAGGCCAUGAAAGAGGCCGUUCUCAGCGAGAUGGAAGUGGACGAGGAACAGUACCCCGCGGAACCCAAACCAGAUGGACACACGACAGACUUUUGGGUUCACAGCUCAACCACAAGCCUUGAUUUUGCUUUAAUCUCUCCUGGCCUACCGACACUUGAGUCCGGGGGACUAAUGGACUGUCAGCCUGAGCCGUCCAAAAAUACUCUACUAGUAAACAGGAAAAAACGCAGAAGGAAGCGGAUAUGUUUGAGACAACAGUCCUGGUCUGAUGACGAGGCAGACGUUGACGAUGACCCAGAGUUCAAAUCCAACAUGGCGUCGAACCGGGCAGAUGGUCCUCGCAAAUACUCGCUCAGGCGCAAACAUACGGUGCUGGAAAAACACAAGUCUGACAAGCCCGAGCGCCAGAGAGAAUACCUUUCAAGAUGUGUGAAGAAUCAGAUCUUUAAAAGGAAAGGUCGAAAGAGAAGAUGGCUGCAGGGUGUUCCCAGGCUGGAUCAGGGACAAGUGCUUAAAGAUUUUACGACGGUCAAAAUAAACGGCAGAAAACGUGGACGGAAACCUUUCCCGAAGCUUGAACUUUCUUUCCCCGAUAACGAGCUGUGGCUCCAGAAUGAGAGGCGGGAUGAAUUGGAAACGACCAUGUUGGAAAGAGAGUUGUUGGAGCCUUUCUUAAGUAACCCACAUUCUGAAAUCGGAGAAAGCAUUGGACCGGAGAAGGUGACCUUGUACCAGAGUCACACACUUAAAGAAAAUGAACGUGGGACUAAGGAUGACUGUAUUCAUCUCAUUGAGCCCAAGACGGAGGCGGAACCUAAGCCUACCGAGGAAGCCUGUGGAGUGCCAGCUACCGAGUCUGAUAAUACUCUUGGUAGCGCACUUUCGGAGUCCACCAGCGUUCUCAUACAAGUGUUCCACAACUACUGUCGCCAAGAAGAAGUGUCUGGUGAUUGGGACCCACAGCCACUGGAAUCCACAACGGUUCGGUCCCAAAAUGGUGACACAAAACUGGAGGGUAGCCCUGUUCAAACAGAAGAGGAGGACUCAAAUACCCCGGCUACUAGCAAUUUAUCGUGGAGAGACCGGCUUCAUCGCACCGAGUUAUCCAGCCACCUGAGGCACUGCUGCACGCUCUGUGUGAAGGACUUCAAAGGCCUGAAUGUGAUGAGACACGCAAUCUCCCACCUGCGGGGCAAGCAACUACUGUGCAUAUUCUGUAGCAGACGGUUCAAGCAGUUCCGAAUAGCCAAAAGACACAUUCUGGAGCAUAUUGACGAGAUGCGUAGGGUCAAGACCGCCCCCGACCCGCCGGACGUUAAGGUGGUCCUCACCAGAGAAGGUAGCGUCAUCCGAAACCUCCGCAGUCUUCUUAAAAGGAGUCUUCCUGGACAAAAGACCCAUAAGAGCACCACUGGUCACCUAUGGCAGGGGGCUCCAUUCAAGGAUGAACAGGUAGUCAUCGAGGAGGACUUGGUCAUUGUGAAAGAUCCAUCUUUCUUGGAGGAGAAGGGGGAAGGCAUGGAGAAGGAGAAUCCGGUGGAUGGAAAGUGUGGCGCUGGUGAAUUUAUUUAUUACCUGUGCCCCUCGGAGCGUUGUAAUAAAGUAUUUCUAAAGAUGAACGCCAUCCUACUGAAGCAUGCCAUCAAAUACCAUUUGAAAGAAGAGAAUGUGUUGGAGAAGACGUUUCUAUGGUCUAAGAGCAAAUGCACAAUCUGCGUAAGGCCGAUGGACUUCCUCCAGCAGUACAAGGAACAUAUGCAGCUCCAUGAUGCGCCCAAUUGCCACUUCUGCUACCACCAAGACUGCGAGGGUCGCUUUGUUACCGCCCUGAAACUUAAAGAGCACGUAAAGACCCACCAACCGCUCAGAGCCCAGUGCUACAACCCAGAAUGCAAACAAGUCUUCCCAAACCUCCAGGGCCUCUACGACCAUGAGUGGAGACACUAUGUCCCAGCGCCGCUAAAGCAGGAUCUGGAGGCCCCGGCUAGUACUGUUAAUCAAAUCCCACAGAACUCUGAAGCGCCCUGGAAACAGCGAGUAAAGAUUGAGGAGAUCUGGCUGAGUGGCAAAGAGCAGAAAGAAAAUUCUAAAGCACAAAACCUGGAGUCGUUGGACAGUCUCCCGCUCAGAGAUGGGGAAACCGCUGAAACAGUAACGGAAAAACCCUCGGACAGCAGGCCUGCCAUGCUGUGCACGUCCGGGACAUCACCAAAGAUAAAUGAGCGUUCCGAGGGUCUAGACCACAACAUAACUCUUCUUAACGGCCAUGCAUCCGAGGUGAGGGUAGACAAAACGCAAAUGGAGCCAACCACUUCCCACAUCGCUACCCUAAUGGCUCUAGAAAACCCACUCUUCUUGGAGGAGUCGCUGAAUGUCAAAGCUUGCGUGACCAAACUGACCCAGGUCCUGGACACGCCACAGAUCACGGAGGACAAAGCCUCCAAAUGUGACGGUUGUCCGCGGGCGCACUUCCACAGCGCUCCCCAAAUCAGGUUACCGCCCUCCGCCUACCUCACGGAGACCGAGCUUAACAUGCCCAAAAGGAGAGAAAAUCCGGCGACCGUGAAGAGUACCAAAACUCUAUCAUGGAGGGCCAGGCGUGUGCAAGAACAAGAAGAACAAGCGGCGGCGGCGGCUCAGGCCCUCGCCGAUGCUGCAGCAAGCAACACAAGGCGGCGCUGCAGCAGAUGCCUCUCCUCCUACAAUACCCCAAAGGAACUAGAGGAACACCAAGCACUCAAUAAGUGCUCUGCACUCUUUGGUUUUGAUACAGAUGAUGAAAGUGAUUAAAACAAUUGUAACUUUCAAAGCAGAGACGGGCUGUCCUGGCCCAACCAGGCUCAUUCAAUCUGGCCCCCUAAUCAUCCUCCUGUAUAAUUGGCCAACUCCCUCACUCUCCACCUCAAGCUGGUGUGUGGUGAGCGUUCUGGCGCAGAUUGGCUGCCGUGCAUCACCCAAGUGGGUGCUACACACUGGUGGUGGUUAGUGAGGUCCCCCCUUCACUGUAAGUGUCUUUGAGUGUCUAGAAAAGCACUAUAUAAAUUCAAUCCAUAUUAUUAUUAUUAUCUAUAAACCAAAUUAACCAUUUUAAAAUCGUUUGUAGUUCUCCUUGGUUAAAACAGCAUUUAAAGAAGAGUUAAAAGGUUGUGGUGGCCAGGAUUUGAAGGCGCUUUUAGACUUAACAGAAUAUGGUCAACAGCCUCUUUGCUACUGAUUUGAUAUUGUAGGCACACUCGGUUCCUUGUUCCCCAAUAUGUCUCCCAUCUCAUUAAAAGCAUUAAGUCGCCCAUCUGCUUUGGAUCAAUCAAAGAUCACCUUUUCUGUUUUAGGGGAAGUUAUUUGGUUUGGAUUGUUUUUCUCAUUUUGUGGGAAUUUCCUUUUCCUCAACAAUAGUCUUCCGAAUACAUCAGGUUCAAAGCUGAUGGGGUUUUCGCCCAAACAUUUUUACAAAUAAUGUUUAGCAGAAAAUGUCAAGUUGUGAUUGUUUCUUUCACUUUCUCCAUGUUCAGUGAAUCUCAAAGAACUCACUAGGCUUUUAACAAUAUAUAUAUAGUUUUAAAUUGUGUAGGUUUUGAAUUGCCUUUCAAUAGUCUAUGGAAGAAUCCUUUAUAAUUUACUGAAAAAUAAACAAUGCUAUCAGUAUUUCAGAUUAAAAUAUUUUCUACGUGGAUUUAUUAGCUAAUUAGUUUCUACAGAUAUAGCAACAUUUAUUGCCAAUAUUUUCUGUGCUCAAUAUCAACAUAAAAUGUAUGUGUUACCAUUGUGUAGUACCAAAAACAAAUGGUGGUUAUUAAUUACUAUUUGGCAUAAAUUUUUGCUAUACGAUAAAUACUUCGCAUGAGUAACUGCAACAAAUUAGGCCUACUCCUUCAUGAAGAAUUUCAACAAAUUUUUUGUCACCACAUGGAAAUGGACCACAAUAUACUCGUGCAACUUGUUUUACUCAGUCAAGUAUUGAUUUUGCUUUUAUUUUUUAAAGUUGUGUUGAGGCUGGAAAACCAAGCGAUUACAAAACCAACUAUUUGAAAUGACAAGAUCUUUGCAGUGAAUUCUAGAAGUAUGAUUAUCAACUUAACUCCCUAAUAUUACAUAGCGAGGAUGAACUGAAAUGUAGGGUGUAAUGUAAUGAAAGGGUUAUAUCAAUCAUUACCAUGACAAUAGGGUCUACCAUGUGUUGCUUAAGUAGGGUCAGAACAUGGAUCUGGCAAAGCAAUGCAGAGGCACUACAGGCCUCCAUUGGCAAGGCCUGGUGCAAUUUUCAAGCAAUAUCUCUCAAUACAGGCUUUCCCAUGACUUACAGUGAAGCCUUGUGCAAGACCGAUUACUUAAGUACUUUAUUUAUCAAAGGGAAAUCUAAGGAAGAGCAUACCAAUGAUACAUGCAAUAAACAGUGCAAGUGGGGUCCUGGAGAGUGGUAUUCAGUAAAGAAAAAGCAGUACAGGAAGUUGUAUUUCGUGGCAAAGUUUUGCUCAGAGAUUUUCCUUGCACCUGAGAUUAGGCAGUUACAUUGGAGGGGGGAAGCAACUUCAAAUAAAAAUGAGUGCCGACAUUUUUUUACAUAGAUUUUCUAGGAAAGAAUGUUAGGAAAAAUAAAUUAUAUUAAAAGUUCCCUUUCAAAAUUGAACGUGCAAAUCAGAAAUAUAUUAACAUCUAUGCCAAAUACCUGCAAAAAAAAGCAGCAUUUGUGAUUUCCCCUGGCUUAAAGUGGAAGACCUGGUUUCAAAUGAUAACAUUACAGAGAAAUAGAGGAAGACAGCACUUAACGUCACCGAAUAGUUAGGAUUACAUUGGAGACAUGUAGCACUACACAGUUUAAGUUUAGUGCAGCAUUACCUGUUCAUCCUGAAAAAGGGUUCAUGUAUCCCUAGAUUACUUAAACCUUUAAAAUAGUACGUGUUCGAUUGUGCAAGCGUUCCACUAUCAAAAGGGGACAUUAAUGGCAACCGCCACUCUCCCGGGGAAAGCAGUUUAGUGUAUUUGCAUAACAGCGUGCUGAACGCUGGAUAAGACGGGUAUACACUGGCCUCAAUCUUCUGGCAUAGGAACUACAGCAUAGCAGAAAAGGGUGCUUGGACGCCGAGAUUUUGUGCCAUUCAGAGGUUGAGAACCUCAAUGGGUGCUGUUGGUGCUCCAAUCGUAAGGAAGAUAGCUGACUUUGGUCUUCCCAGCAGAGAGGAUGCCCUGCAAGUUGCUCUUCUUGGGUGAGUCACCCAUGUGCUCCAGCACCCAGUUUAAAAGCUGGGAAGUUGUUUGUAGCAUGGGUAGGAACAUUGAAAUGGAUU